This is a messenger RNA of Caenorhabditis angaria, 1784 nucleotides long. Lineage: Eukaryota; Metazoa; Nematoda; Chromadorea; Rhabditida; Rhabditidae. The record is from the annotation of a GenBank genome assembly.
AUGGAUAUCGAUCAGGUUGGUAUUUUUCUUGCGAUAUUAUAGAUAAACUGGAGGUAAAUAUAAUUUUUCUAGGUACAUGAUUUGAUGGAAGAUAUUGCUGAACAACAAGAAGUUGCAAAUGAAAUCCAGUCAAUACGGGCAUCGAUGAAGACGAUUUGAUGAGAGAAUUGGAAGAAUUGGAGCAAGAAGAACUCGAUAAACAACUUCUUGAUGCAAAUCCUGCUCCAGUAUCUCUUCCUGAUGCUCCACGUGUUGCACUUCCAUCUGUUCCAUCUCGCCAAGCCAAAGUCGCUGCAACUGCUGACAAAGAUUUAGAAGACCUUGAAAGUUGGGCCAAUGCUCAAGAAAACGUGUUCAAAUAUGUGAGUAUCGAACUUCUAUCAUUCAUAUUUAUUAGUCAUCAAAAAAAAUUAUUAAAGAGUAGUGAAAAUCUUGGUCUGAGCAACAUGUGUAAUUUUGCAAUUAUUUUUGUGCCCAAAAAUUUGGCACAAAAUAGCAUUUCUCAAAUUGCGAUUCAAACAGAAAUACACCAGAAAAUUGAUAAAACUGAAUAAAUUAACACUCAAAUGUCCGACCAAAAAUUCGAAAACUUCGGGAGUUUUCUGAAAAAAAAGAUCAUGUGCCAUGACAGGGUUCUGCCACCAAAAACUCACAUUGUCGCCAUAUCGAAAACCAAUUUUAGCCAAUGUAUAAAAACUCAUAAUUAUUGAUAAAAUCAGCGAGUUCAUGAUCAAAUUUUUCGAAUUUUUUUCACGGUAAAAUUUUCUAUAUACCAAAAAAUUCAAAAACAGGCCAAAAAAUGGGGAAUUCGGUAGGAUUACUACAUUUACACGUAAAAUUAGCUUUCGAUAAAAAGUUGGAAUAACACAUUUGUCAUCAAAAUAAUACAUGUCAGAAAUGAAAUAAAUUGUGCAAUUUUUCGAAAAUGUUCUCAUUGAUAGAAUACUUAAUUGGAUUAGCCAAAUUAACACAAAUAUUUUGAUUAAUUCAUAAUUAAAAUUGAAUUUUAAUUGCCACGUGGAAAAAACUCCAUAAAAUACAAUCAAAUAUCGAUUAUCUACAUUGAUCCACAAAAACCAUUCAAAGAUAUCAAAGAUCUUCUCGAUUUUUAUUCCAAAAACACUGGAAUCAAUAAAGGGGUCCGAAAUAAUCGUUUUCAAAAUAGAUUCAAUAAUUUGCAGAAUGUUCUUCGAUCAUAUGGAAUGGCUGUUAUUCGUCAACCACUUUAUCUAAUGUCUGAACUUUGUGAAUACGGUGCACUUCGUGAAUAUCUUCGAGAAAAUUCGAAAACAACAACUGACGCAGAAAGAGUUGAAUUUUGUCUCGGAUCAGCAAAAGGUGUCGAAUAUUUGCAUUCUCAAAGAUUGAUUCAUCGCGAUCUGGCAAUCAGAAAUGUUCUACUCACCGAAGAAAAGAUUCCAAAAAUUUCGGAUUUUGGUUUGGCAAAAGUGACAGAUCGAUAUGAAAUGAAAGAACAAUGCAAAACACCAGUUCGUUAUCUUGCUCCAGAAACACUUGAGAAUUAUAUCUUCACACCGAAAUCCGAUGUUUUCUCAUUUGGUAUGGUUAUUUGGGAGAUUUAUGAAAAUGGACAACAACCGCAUGAUGGAAAAAAUGCACAAACAAUUCGAGAUUUGACAAAAAAACAACAAUUUUUGAAAUUGAAUGAGAAAGCGCCAAAUGAAUUGCGAAAACUUGUCAGUGAUAAAAUAUUUGUGCCAGAUCCGGAGAAUCGAUGCAAUAUGAGUACUGUAGUUCAGACAAUUGAAAAUCUGGUCAAAUAG